Messenger RNA from Porites lobata, 453 nucleotides. NCBI's taxonomy places the organism in Eukaryota, Metazoa, Cnidaria, Anthozoa, Scleractinia, Poritidae. The record is from the annotation of a GenBank genome assembly.
AUGUUGCGCCCCAUUCGGUUGAAUGCAGGCCUAGGAAAUCCUCCAGAAGCAUAUUAUAACAACAUGCCAGAAUCAGCAAAUAAAAUUAUUAAAAUGGGAGUAGACUUUCAAAAGAAUGAAAUGUCACAAUUUAACGACAAGAUGGAGAAAGUAAUUCAGCAGCAGCGACGGGACUGUGAAUCAGCCGUAAUAAACAGAGGUCCAUAUGCUCUCACAGACGACUACCUUCACUUACAAAUGUCUCCUGACAAGUGGUUUUCCCUGAAUGCUCGUCAGCGUGAAAGGCAUUUGAAAAAGUUCUGGGAAGAAGUACCUGGAAGAAAUGUUGAUGUGCAGGAUGACAGUGGUAAUGUAAACGAUGACAAGGAAGAGAACACUUCCCUUACCAGCCCUCCAGAGCUGUCUGUAAGACCAGAGGAGUCAGGUGCAGCUGGUGUAGCUCUUCUUUCCUAA